Molecule: messenger RNA, 1495 nt
Organism: Mollisia scopiformis
Lineage: Eukaryota; Fungi; Ascomycota; Leotiomycetes; Helotiales; Mollisiaceae
Product: S-adenosyl-L-methionine-dependent methyltransferase
Exons: 9
Coding region: 419-1444 (341 amino acids)
Molecular function (GO): methyltransferase activity
Source: RefSeq, a predicted model, not a curated record
CGUGAACUUCCGAAUAAUUAAUUACUGGCACCUGUGGCAGUGCGGCGUUCCGGUUUGCAUCUGUGCCUACUUGGCACUUCGCAGCAGCCGUGCUAAGGGAACUCAUGGUGAACCUGCCCUUGGGAUAUCCGUUGCCAGCACCCACUACCUACCUACGCAAUGCACACCACACCUCACUUCCCCUCGAAAGCCCCCGUCUUCCCACAAUACACGACGUGAUACUUACCCCACGAUUCCACUCCAUUUGAGCUGCCACAGAAGGGCACACAGAAGGGCACCACUUCGUAAGAUUACCUUCUUGCAUUGUGCAGUAUCGCACAGCGACAGGAGGACCUUGACCCUCCGCUUUCACCUGCCGCGCACCCCGCCCCGCGGCUGUCUCUGGAACAAAGUGGACAGAAACAGUCCCCGAUACGAUAUGCACGACGACGAAGAGGAUACAAAUGCAAUUGAGGCUGAGAGUUCAGAUGGCUUUGAUGGAGACUCCGCUUAUGCGGGUUCCUCGGCAGGAAGCUUGACCGAAACUCUGGCGUCGACAAUCGCUCGAGGCAUUGAAGAGCAUGGCAGAACUUACGCAGCAUAUGGCAACGAGGAGUAUGGCCUUCCGAUUGACGAAGAAGAAUUGGAUCGAAUUGAUAUGUCCCACGCCAAAUACUCGAUGCUCCUAGAGAAACGAUUAUUUGUCGCUCCCAUCAAUCCCCAACCUCAACGGGUUUUAGAUAUUGGCACUGGAACGGGGAUCUGGGCCAUAGAAAUGGCCGACAAGUAUCCCAGCGCUGAAGUCCUAGGUCUAGAUAUUGCCCCAACUCAACCAUCGUGGGUGCCUCCGAAUUGCAUUUUUCAGAUUGACGACGUUGAAAUGCCAUGGACGUUGGGAGUGGAGACCUUCGACUACAUUCAUGCUCGGGACCUAUUGUUAUCCAUACGAGACUGGCCCAGACUCGUCGAGCAAUCAUUUGAUCAUUUGAAGCCCGGCGGAUACCUAGAGCUUCAGUGCGUGUAUCCUCGAAUACGAUGUGAUGAUGGCUCGACUCCGCCUCAAACCGGCCUCGAACAAUUCUCCGCCCAUGCUCAGGAAGCAUCCGUUAGAAUAGGUUGCCCUUUGGACGCCUGUACUCGAUACGCAGAAUACAUGUCGUCAGCAGGAUUCGAAGACGUUGUUGAAAAGAGAUUCAAAAUGCCCAGCGCACCUUGGGCGAAAGAGAAGAGAAUGAAAUUGAUAGGUGCCUUUGAGAUGCACAAUUUGUUGAAGGGUAUCAGUGGGAUGUCACUACGAAUGUUCUCGAAAGGAUAUGGUUGGUCGCGAGAGGAAAUUGAAGUCUUCCUGGUUCAAGUACGGAAGGAUAUUCAAAAUUUGAAGUAUCAUACUUACUACGAAUUCAUUGUUGUAUACGGUCGAAAACCUGGUGGGUCGGGAGCCACAGCGAAUCAUUCGAGUGUAUAGAUAAUCUCUUGUACAUUAUAUUAUAGUCUAAUCUAGUAACCUCAGCGCAGU